This is a messenger RNA of Saccostrea echinata, 4480 nucleotides long. RefSeq lists its product as uncharacterized. The record is from RefSeq and is a predicted model, not a curated record. The coding region runs from base 1 to 4347 and encodes 1448 amino acids. Lineage: Eukaryota; Metazoa; Mollusca; Bivalvia; Ostreida; Ostreidae. Gene Ontology annotation, biological process: G protein-coupled receptor signaling pathway. The transcript has 16 exons. Gene Ontology annotation, cellular component: membrane. Gene Ontology annotation, molecular function: G protein-coupled receptor activity; protein binding.
AUGUUCAGAGAAAGAGGUAAAUUUUUUACGGAGAGGACCCCAACACUACCAGCUGGGGACUUACAUACGGAACCACCAUCACGGCAAUUACGAAACAAAGAAAGGCUACCUGAAGAAAUGUGUGUCACACCAGAAAUAGAGAAGGUAGUAGACACCCAACAUGCUGGGCCGAUGUCAAUUUGUACCUUGAGAAAAACUAAACUAAAUGCUGCUAUGGCAGUUGCUUUAGACAAAGAGUUAUCAAAGCUAAUUGAUAAAGGGGUAGUGGAGAAAGUUUCUCACUCAGCUGAUGUGUUUCAACGUCCAAAAAAGAUGUUCCUGUCGCUCGUGGACGACUGCAAAACAUCUACUGAAGGUUUAGGAUACAGAGGAAGGAAGUCAGUGACCAGUACCGGUAAAACUUGUCAGAGAUGGGACAGCCAAACUCCGCAUUCACAUGAUUACGCUGACCUACUUCCGGGGAACGCCAGCAAACACGAGAAUUAUUGCAGAAACCCACUUGCAGAAAAUGUAGAUGGCCCCUGGUGCUAUACAACAGAUGACGAUACGAGAUGGGAGCUAUGCUAUAUUCCCUUUUGUGAAUGUAGAGAGACCAUGAAAGGGGUAGAAUACAGAGGAACAAUGUCUCAAACAAUGGAGGGUUACGACUGCCAGAGGUGGGACAGUCUAGUUCUUCCCGAUUCUUAUUAUGCCAAACAACUAGAAGGAAACAUCAGUGAGCAUGAAAAUUAUUGCAGGAAUCCGGGAAAUUCCGAGGAUCUAGGGAAACUUCCCUGGUGCUUUACUUCAGUGCCGGAUGUGCCAUGGGGCUAUUGUAACAUCCCGUUUUGUUCCAAAAGUAAUGCAGAGUGUCUUAAUGACGAAAAAGGUGUAAAGUACUUUGGUACCAAAUCAACAACCAAAGAUGGCCUAACUUGUCAACGCUGGGAUGUACUAGAGCCACAUUGGCACAGUUUUUCUAAGGGAUUUAUGGGACUCAAUGCCUCUGAACAUGAGAAUUACUGCAGAAACCCAGAGGAGGACGAAAUGCCCUGGUGCUACACCGUUAAUUCUACUAUACCUUUUCAAUAUUGUGAUAUUCGCUUAUGUAAGGAAAAGGACUGUAAAGACACAGAAAACGGCGUGGGAUACAGAGGAAAGCGAGAUACUACUCGGGACGGGAUACUUUGUCAGCGAUGGGACAGGAACACUCCACACAGGCCACACGGCACUAUAAAUUUCCCUGGAUCAUCUUUGUCUGCACAGGAAAACUACUGUAGAAACCCGCAGAACGAUAUAUCACCCUGGUGCUACACAACGGAUCCAAAUAUACGCUGGCAGUAUUGUGAUAUACCUUUUUGUUUAAACAGUAAGAAUAUCUACAUUCAUGUGUUAAUUGUACCAUUUUCCACCACAUCUUUAGUUGAAGUGGGCAUAAGGUUAAUCGAUAUUCAAGAGAAGACUUGUCAAGAUUGUUUUGCCUGUCUGCAUGAUGGCCUAUGUAUUGAAAGGGAGGGAUUUUGUGAUAUGAACCUGGAUUGUCCUGACUCCACUGAUGAGGAAAACUGUGCUCUUGAGUGUUACUAUGAAAACGUGUACAAAGGAUACCGAAAAGAAACAAAAUAUCUCCACCGAUGCAUGGAAGGUGCGGAAAAUACAUGCAGAUUUGAUGAAAGCAAAGAAAAGCUAGGAUGCUUCGUGAAUUCUGAACAGAGGUGGGAGGAAUGUAACGUUCCAAAAUGUGACACUGGAUUUCUAGAUUGCAAAUUUGAAAAUGACUUGUGCGGUUGGAAACAGAUGCAGCAUGGAAUAAAAUGGAAUCGACAAAUAGCAGAAAAUACGGGCGAAAUGUUUGCAUUGGCUGAAAGUAAAUUACAUUUGAAUGAAGAUAUGGAGGAGAGGGCUGUCUUAUACAGUACACCACAACCUUCAUCGUCUAGUUUUGGUUGUAUAACAAUCUCAUAUUCUGGAAUUAAUGUCAGUUUGAACGUAUUUAUUACACAAGGCACGACUAUAACAUCAGAUAAAAUAGUUUUUCAGCAUCAAAUAAUUGAGUUGAAAAGUUUUGCUAUAGCAACUUUCCAGACUCCUUUUGGUACCCCUUACAUGGUAGUGAUUGUUGCAAAAUUUCAAGCUAUAUCACCUGGAUUUUUAAAACUAGAAAAAAUAAGCCACGAAAAUGGAAUUUGUAAAGAUAAAGGUCCUUGUGAUAAAACCGAAUUUCAAUGUGAUGACGGGAGCUGUGUACAUGUUGACAAAGUUUGCAAUAGGAAAAACAAUUGUCCAAAUAACGAGGACGAAUUUAUGUGCAGAUAUAACAGCUCAGAAUGUGUUCAAAUGAAAAAUGAGUGUAUUCUACCUUGCCCUUCUCAAUGUGAAUGUCAAGGUGUAAUCUUCAGGUGCCAUUCUCCGGAAAACAUCCCAAAAGAGGUCAAAGUACUUGAUUUUAGCUUAAGCAGCUUUGAUACAAGAAAAUUAAGAAAUUUUAGUUUCCUCUUACAUUUAAAUAUUUCAGGAUGUUCUAUAAACGAUUCCACAGUGAAAAAUCUAGGAUAUCAAUUAAGAUCAUCUAAUCUUCAAAAUCUCGACCUCUCAUUUAACAAUCUUCGGCAUUUGAAUCAGAAUACUUUUGGUGGCAUGAUUAAUCUAUUAUAUCUUAAUAUUUCACACAACCAAAUUGAAAGUUUUGAGAUUUUAUUAAUGAGCUCCAUUCCAAAGUUACGGUAUUUAAAUCUUCGAAACAACAAAAUAGAAAUAAUUCAAGCUAACGAAAUGGGUAAUAUCUUCUAUCCUAAACUUAAAUAUUUGGAUUUAAGAAACAAUAAAAUAAGAACAAUAAUGCCUAAAUCUUUGUACUUGUUAGGUUCAAUAACAAAAUUAAUUUUAAGUCACAACACAAUUACAAAUACGGAGCAGUAUUUUACAAACUCAAUGAGAACGCUAUCUGAUUUAGAUUUAAGCUCUAAUUUGAUAAAAGUAAUCACGAAUAAUAUGUUUUCGGGUUUAAGCAGACUCCGAGAUUUAAACCUAAAAAACAAUCAAAUUGAAAUUUUAAAUGGAUUCUCAUUUUCAUCACUAAUUUCUUUACGUACACUUAAUCUUGCCUUCAAUAAAAUCCAUACAAUACACAGAAAGGCUCUGGAGAACAUGGUUUUACUCAGUACCUUGAACCUCACAGGAAACAGAUUGAGAAUUCUUGAUUCCGCAAGAUUCGUCGCCCUAAUAAAGCUUCAGAUUUUGGACUUAUCACACAAUGGAAUUUAUUAUUUGAACUACAAUACCUUUCAAAGACUGGAGGAAGUCAAAUAUCUAUAUAUACAUGGAAAUAACUUAAGCGUGUCAAAAACUAUGUUUCAAGGUCUUUGUAACCUUGAAUGGAUGUCGACAGACUCAUACAUUAUUUGUUGUGCCAAACCAUUGUCUGUUGAUGCAUCAAAAUGUAUUUCUCCACAAGACCGAAUCUCCUCUUGCGAACAGUUGAUCAACGUAAGAUUCCUUGCACAAAUGAUAUGGUACAUGGCCCUUUUCUCGUUGGUAGGAAACAGUUACGUAAUUUAUUACCGCAUUAGAAGCAGCGAAGAAGGAAGCACUCUGUCACAAGGAAUUUUCAUUCUGAAUCUAAGUUUUUCUGAUUUAUUGAUGGGUAUUUACUUGUUCAUUAUCGCACUAGCAGAUAUGGAAUAUCGUAACGUAUACGGAUUUCACGAUAGCCAAUGGAGAUCCAGCAUUACCUGUACAGUUGCUGGAUUAUUAGCAAUGCUUUCCAGUGAGACAUCGGUACUCUUUGUAUUUCUCAUUACAGUUGAACGAUACUUAGCUUUGAGGUACCCGUUUACUGCAGGACUUAAGAGGAGGAAAAAAGAAAUUUUAGGCGUUACAAUAAUCGUGUGGCUCUUUGGUAUUAUAUUUGCAACACUUCCAAUUUUAUUUUACCAUGACUUUUACAGCAGAUCCACAGUAUGUAUCUCUCUUCCUUUAACUACAGAGAGGUUGGAGGGUUGGAAGUAUUCUACAUUUGGUUUCAUUGGCUUUAACAUAUUGAUUUUCAUGGCUAUACUGAUUGGACAGAUACUGAUAUUCAUAGAAGUAAGGAAAACUGGAAAAGCCCUAAAUAACGACAACACUCGAAGAGAGAUUGCUGUGUUAAGAUCUCUGACAUAUGUUGUAUUAUCCGAUACGUUUUGCUGGAUUCCUAUUAUUUUGAUUGGAAUAGCGGCAUAUGCGGGACUGGAAAUUUCAUUUGAUAUAUAUGCAUGGGUUAUCGUUCUUGUGCUACCAAUUAAUUCUGCUUUGAAUCCAAUUAUAUACACCUUCAGCUUGAUAUACAAACAGAAACAGCAAAGACAAAUCAGACAUAACCAUAUCUAGAGGCAAUAUGAACAAGAUUUGAAUCCACUCAGUGCUUAACCUCGUUAUUUUCCUACUGAAGAACCAUGAACAUGACACGUAACAUUUCAUUGUAUUACCGUAUUAUCCAUGUUUAUCUUGAUCCCUUUCUCCC